Penicillium coprophilum is the source of this 486-nucleotide messenger RNA. RefSeq names its product RidA family protein. Bases 1 to 486 code for a protein of 161 amino acids. NCBI's taxonomy places the organism in Eukaryota, Fungi, Ascomycota, Eurotiomycetes, Eurotiales, Aspergillaceae. The record is from RefSeq and is a predicted model, not a curated record. The transcript is spliced from 4 exons. Gene Ontology annotation, molecular function: deaminase activity. Gene Ontology annotation, cellular component: cytosol; mitochondrion.
AUGUUCUGCCGAAACGCACGAGUUGCUCUCAGGAGAACUACACUUCUGUCAGACCGUCUGGCUCGAGGCUAUCCUCAGAUCCAAACUAUGAUGUCUAGUGUGUCGAAGCACACCAAGGUAACCAGCGUGCAGACAAACGAGGCAUAUGCUCCUUUUGCCCAUUAUUCACAAGCGAUUAAAGCCGCCGGUCAAGUCUGGCUCUCCGGACAGAUACCCGCAGAUGCACAGGGAAACUUAAUCAAAGGAACUAUUGGCGAGCAGACUCAAGCUAUAAUCAAGAAUACCAAAGCUAUUUUGAAGGCAUCGGGCACUGGCUUAGACAGGGUUGUUAAAGUAGUCGUAUAUGUUAGAGACGUUAGUGUAAUGCCAGAAUUUGCAUCUGUUUACGAUGCUGCAUUCCCGCAUCGCCCUGCACGGUCUAUGGUUGAAGUGUCCAAGUUGCCCGCCGGGGUGGAUAUUCAGGUGGAUUUUAUUGCAGUCGUUUAG